AUGGAGUGGGGCAACAGCUCCCUGUACGCUGACUUUGUCCUCCUGGGGUUGUUCAGUGGCAGCCACUUCCCCUGGCUGCUCUUUUCCCUCAUUCUCCUGGUCUUCGUGAUCUCCAUCGCCAGCAACACCACCAUGAUCCUGCUCAUCCGCGCGGACCCCCGGCUGCACACCCCCAUGUACUUCCUGCUCAGCCAGCUCUCCCUCAUGGACAUCCUGUAYAUCUCCACCAUCGUGCCCAAGAUGCUGCUGGACCAGGCCACCAGCCAGAGGGCCAUCUCCUUUGCAGGGUGCACUGCCCAGCACUUCCUCUACCUGACCUUGGCAGGGGCAGAGUUCUUCCUCCUAGGACUCAUGUCCUACGACCRCUAUGUGGCCAUCUGCCACCCUCUGCGCUACCCUGUGCUGAUGAGCCGCAAGGUCUGCCUGCUGAUCGUGGUGGCCGCCUGGCUGGGAGGGUCUGCAGACGGUUUCCUGCUCACCCCAGUCACCAUGCAGUUCCCCUUCUGUGCCUCUCGGGCAAUCAACCACUUUUUCUGCGAGGUCCCCGCCCUUCUGAAGCUCUCCUGCAGGGACACCUCAGUGAAGCUGGACCAGAUCACUGACUCAUGUCCUAAGAGGAAGGAUGAUGGCUGA
Messenger RNA from Urocitellus parryii (Arctic ground squirrel), 633 nucleotides. Lineage: Eukaryota; Metazoa; Chordata; Mammalia; Rodentia; Sciuridae. The record is from RefSeq and is a predicted model, not a curated record.